Molecule: messenger RNA, 2120 nt
Organism: Parasteatoda tepidariorum (common house spider)
Lineage: Eukaryota; Metazoa; Arthropoda; Arachnida; Araneae; Theridiidae
Product: transcription factor p65
Biological process (GO): positive regulation of transcription by RNA polymerase II; canonical NF-kappaB signal transduction; innate immune response
Cellular component (GO): cytoplasm; nucleus
Molecular function (GO): RNA polymerase II cis-regulatory region sequence-specific DNA binding; DNA-binding transcription factor activity, RNA polymerase II-specific
Source: RefSeq, a predicted model, not a curated record
AUUCAUAAGACAUCAACACUCAUUCCAAAACAUUUACGCUCAUGCUUUCGGAUUUAAUUCACUUUGUAACAACACUAGUGGAGAGAAGAAUUUACAUCUAUCAUAUCCAUCUUGUAUUGCUUGAAAAGUGAAGCAAACAAAUUCUGAAAACAGAAAUGAUAGACUCUGAUUCAAUCACCUGGUCAGCCUUAGAGGAAGUGAUAAAAAAGGCACAAUUAAUGGAUCCACCAUAUGUUCGUAUAGUAGAACAACCAUCUCCAAGCAACUUUAGGUUUCGCUAUGAACGUGAAUAUGAAGACCGAUGUGGUUGCAUUGGUAACCUAGUUGGUAUUAAUUCGACAUACGAAAAAAGAACUUUUCCAAAAAUACAGGUCAUGAACUGCAAAGGCUCUUUUGCUGUAGUCGUAUCUUGUGUGACUAAAGAUGGACCUCCGUAUCGGCCUCAUCCUAAUAAAAUAGUAGAGAACCUUAAGAAAGAAGCUUAUCAUAAAUUAGAAGACGAAGAAAGAAGAGGGAUAUAUUGUAAAAUUAUAAAAAACUCUACCAUGACAUGCAGCUUUCCAAAUCUCGGCAUCCUUUCUGUGAAAAAACAAGACAUUCCAAAAUCCCUGAAACUGAGAGAGAAAUAUCUUGUGGAUCCUUUUGGAACUGGAUUUGAUUAUACGAAGGAUAUUGAUUUGAAUAUUUUGCGUUUAUGUUUUCAAGUACUUCUUAAAGAUUCAGAAGGCAAAUAUAAGAUACGAGUCCCUCCAGUUGUUUCUGAACCAAUUUAUGAUAGAAAAUCCAUAUCGGAUUUGACUAUCAUGAAAUUUAGUCAUUAUUCAGCUCCUGCAACUGGUGGAACUGAAGUUAUACUUCUUUGUGACCGUGUUCCUAAAGAGAGCAUACAAAUUUGGUUUUAUGAAGUGCAUGAUUCCAAUGUAAUAUGGGAGAGUCCUGCUGAAUUUCAUCCCAGCGAUAUUCAUAAACAAGUAGCCAUUUCAUUCCGGAUCCCUCGCUACCAUAAUGAGAAUCUACAACAGCCUGUAUCUGUUUACGUCGAACUUCGAGAUGAGAACAGGAAAGGGAAACCAAGACCAUUCCAGUAUUUGCCAAUGGAGAGAGAUCCAGAUGGUAUUGCAUGUAAAAGGAAAAAAGUCAAAGAACGCAUUGAUCUUGAGAGGCUUUUUCAAGGGAAUAUUCUGAGUGGAGGUUCCAUUCCACAAGAACGUCAAAUGGCAAUUGGAAUUCCUCGAUUAUCCAGACAAUCAACAAAUAGUCUUAGAGCUGGAACUUCAUCAGUUAGUGGUGCUCCUGGUUCUGCUGAUGCAUUUGCUGGAACUCCAAUAUUUUUUGCAUCUGAAUCUUCUGGAGCAUCGGCAUUCCCUCCAGUACCUGUAUCUGUCCCUACUUGUUCAAAUCUAUCGCAAGUACCAACAUUUUUUGCCUCAGAAUCUUCUAGAGGAGCAGUAUUUCAAUCAAUUCCCGUAAGUGCCUCAAGUUCCACGCAUAUAGCACAAGCGCCUGCAUUUUUUGCAUCAGAAUCUUAUGGAGCAUCAGUAUUAUCUCCAGAACUUGAACGUACUAAUAUCUCAACGUCGGCCCAUUCACCACAAGCAUAUUCGACCUACGUUACAAUUUCUCCUACAGAUCAUAACUAUUCAUCAGUUAUUCCUUCGCCGGAAUCAAUGAUACCAACCAUCAAUCAUCAAAUGAUGCCUGCCUCGAAACCAAUAACGGCACCAGUCAAGGAUCAAAUGAUGACGAUUUUAGAAUCAUCGCCGGACGAGUAUCAAAUGAGGCCAACUUCAGAAUCAUCUAACGAAGAAAAUGUUCAGUCUGAUGUCGAUAAUGACAUGAUAUUGAAAUUGGACAGUAUGGAUCUGGACACUUUAGACGCAGACCUACCUCAGAAUUUUUCUGCAAGCAUGUUUCUUAACAAUUUAAAUUUUCCAGAACAUAAUUAACAAGACCAAUACAAACUGAAACAAUAAAAAAUAAAUUUACAAUUUAUUAAUCAUUAGAAUUUAUGUUUAAUCAGUAAAACUAGAGCACCAUGAAUUUGUACUAUUAUACAAAUACUGACAAAUUAUUUAUGGCAGAAAAAACGAAGUGCGAAAAUUAUUUUAUUGCUAUAAAAA